Molecule: messenger RNA, 5783 nt
Organism: Sinocyclocheilus anshuiensis
Lineage: Eukaryota; Metazoa; Chordata; Actinopteri; Cypriniformes; Cyprinidae
Exons: 1
Coding region: 726-5717 (1663 amino acids)
Source: RefSeq, a predicted model, not a curated record
AUAAGAGCAACGGCAGCAGCCACUGAGGAGCCUUUACCAUGCAGGGAUACACAUGGAGUUCAAAUCGGCGUCCUUCGCAAAGGUACCAAGAUCGGCCUCCACCACAAUACCAAGAACGACUUCCAAAUCAUUACCAAGAACGGUCUCCACCUCAGUACCAAGAACGACUUCCACCUCAGUACCAAGAACGGUCUCCACCUAAUUACCAAGAACGAUCUCCACCUCAGUACCAAGAACACUUCCCACCCAAUUACCAUGCUGUCAGAAAUGAUCAACCCAGUGCAUUCCAGGUACAGCUCAUCCCGCAAAUGCAAACCACAUUACAGACAAGAUAUUCCAAUGGUCAACAAGAGGCUGCAAAUCAGUGGAACGCUUGCUCAGGCAGUGCGAACUCUUCUACUUUUCAACCAAACUCAAAUGGAUAUGAUUGGUUGAAACGGACAAACCAGAUCCAUCCCCAGCACCAAUUUGCAGCCAAACACACACAGCAGCACUACCCACCUGACAACACCAACGCAUAUAGGCAUCAUCCCCAAUUCGUGCAAUGGCAUGAUUCCUCCCUACAGAACUACAGAAACACAGGCUAUAGUCAAGCUCCAAUGUAUUGGUCUCCACAGUCAGACCAUGGCAGCUCUGUGGGUAACAGCAGGGGUUGGAGUUCCCACAUUUCCAACAAUGGCAGCUCUUGUUCCGUGAACAAUCAGCAACAAUUUCAAGCCCCUAGAAUGGCUGCUCAUCAUCACCAUCAACAACAACAACAAGAAGAGCUCUCUAGACAAUAUUCAGGCAAAACACGAAGAUGCCACACACAAUACUCUUCUCAGGUCUCCCAAAAAAUUCUUAACAAUCAAGCUCAGAGCAGAAUUGAGGCCAAUCGUACCUCGUGCAACUCUACGACACCACCUUCUGGACCACAGAGCAAUGUUUCAUUGCCUUCCAAUAAUUUAAACCAAAGUCCUGUUGACCAGAAUCGGUCAGAACUUGGGUCAAAUGCAGGUCCAGAUGUAUCGGCGACCCAGCCUCAGAAUAAUCAAGAUGCUGGACAUCAGUCUCAGGGCACAAACAAUGGGACAUGUAACGUUAAUCAGACCUCUCAAACGACACAGACCAGUAAAGCCCAGCUUCAGCCCCACUCUAAAACUGAUUUUAACUUGUCAUCUUAUGCUGACUCAAUAAUAUAUAGAUUACUGUGUUCAAAUGGUAAUGAAAAAUCAGAUGUAAGGACUGCAUAUCAGAACACUCGUCCAGAACAGUCGGAAGUUUGUGCAACCAGAAGGACUGGCAAUCACUCAAAGGAACCAAGAGCACAGUGUACAGUUGAACCGCCCAGCAAAAGAAUGAAGUAUGCUGUGAUUCAGAGAGACUGUUGGAACAAAGUAACAAUAGUGUCCAAAGACAAAAUUGAUUUUGGGGUGCAAUAUGCACAAACUGGUACCCAUCAGACAAGUAAUGAUGAGAACAGACGUAAAGGAACGAGCCAACACAACAUACAGUACAGUACGGACCCAGCAGACUGUCUUGAAGUGGUGUUUGCACUACAGAAAGCUGCUCAGCAAAUUCACAAGGCCAUAGCCAUCGUUCCACCCAUUUCCCAACAGAUCAUAAAUGCUGCACCGACAGCUGAUACCAGCCCCAAAAAAGCUGAAAGUCCACCGUUAAAGAUUGAUUGCGUUUGGUCACUUGUUGAAGAGUCUAAUGAACAAAAAACUGUAAAUGACAAGCUGUCUGAAUCCUCCUCACAAACGGCUCAACAGGACAACAAAAGCCUUGAAAACACGACUGAAAGCAACAUCGCAGACCCCGAUGCAUGCUCUGCUAGCCCGGUUGAAUGUCAAAAUGACGUGCAGCAAAGUGACUGUGAUUCAAGUGAUCUUUCAUUUGACUUUUCCAGUGUGCCAGUGAUUGACCACACACUGGAGAAACUGAUGGACUUAGCAAAGUCUUUAGAGAUGACAGAGUUAUCGGCCGGAUAUCCUGAGUAUUCUGAGAGCGUUUUAGAAAGGAUCGUGAAACUCUACUGGAAUGGGAAAGCUUCCAAUAUGUUGGAGCCUUUGAAAUCAUUUGGCGAGGUACUGCACUUAUCCAUAAUAUAUGCAAAGGAUUACGGGUCUGUGGUAUUUAAAGGCAUCGAAACUGAAAACCUGAAGAAGCUAGCUCAUUGCGACAUUCUCAAAAAUGAGAUGUAUUCAUCGUCAGAGGAGUUCAGGUCUUCUUGGUUAAAUGUUGAUGGACAGCCAGCUGAUAUUGAAAAGGUGCUUUCAGAGCCACAGUUGGAUGACGCAACUGUGUUCAAGGCAACACCACAGACUUUUUCAGAUAACACUGUUGUCGCUUCAGCCAGUUUAGGUGUGAAUUCCCUCACAGACAUGCCUGAGGUUUCAUCCGAGGAGAAAAGUGUGAAUCCACACACGAGCAGUCCAACAGAUCUUUUCAUACAAAAGGCAGGAAAUGACAGUGAGGAAGUGACUGCGGAAAACCAUGGGCAUUCAUAUGUAGUGCUCAGAAAAGAAAGUGAGAAAGAGACAUUCAAGAAACAAGAGGACAUCAAUCAAAACCAAAAUUUUAAUACAGAACCCUCAGACAUCUCACCUUUAGCUGAAAGGUCUACAGAGAAACCUGCAGACCUCGGCAAUGCAAAAGAAGUAUUCAGACAAGAUCACAAGCAAACACGUGAUAAUGUAUCAGAUUCACCGUCUCUGAGCCCUGGAGAUAGUGUUUCAGUUGAUGUAAAAAACUCUGAGGUGUCUUUCUCUACUGAGACUCAUUCUACCUCCAUGGAUACAUGGCAGGUGGAAGAUGUUUCUGAUGAUAAAAAUCCAGGCAAUAAAGAGGCUCUGAAUAACUCCUCAGACACUUGGCUGGUAGAAGAUAUUUCCAAUGAUGAAAAUCCAGUCAGUAAAGAAGCUCUGAAUAACUCCUCAGAAACCUGGCUGGUAGAAGAAAUUUCUGAUGAUGAAAAUCCAGGCGAUAAGGAGGCUCUUAAGAACACCUCAGACACCUGGCUGGUAGAUGAUAUUUCUGAUGAUGAAAAUUCUGGAAAUAAGGAGGUUCUUCUUAAUUCCUCAAAUAUCUGGCAGGUGGGAGACAUCUCUGAUAAUGAGAAUCCAGGCAAUAUGGACACUCCAAGCAACUCCUCAGACAUAUGUGCGGUGGAAGAUGUUUCUGCUGAUGAAAAUUCAAGCGAUGAUUCCUUGUUUAUGGGAAUCACGGUGCUAUCAUCAGAAGAUGCUAAAACAUUUUUCCAACAGUUCGAAAAGGAACCUGAAUGUAACAUCAAAACCAAAUCUCAAUCCAACUUUGAGCACCUAGAUCUUGUAGCGUGCUUUGAUGCUCACAGUCAGCCUAACCAUAAGCACAACAAAGCAUAUAUUUGCUCUCGCUGUGGUGCAGAAAAUGCAAAAUCAAGUUCCUCUAAUGUGACAAAGACAGACAGUGAUGCUGAUCUUUUUUGCCCAGAGUGUUGGGAACAGGCACCACUUUUUGAGCUAGAAGAGGAGCCAUAUGAGGCCAAUCUUCCGGGCUCUGCUGCUAAACCCAAAAAAUUGGGUCAAAAUUAUAGUCUGCCAUGUCUUAAGUUGGAAGUCAAUGAGCCAAAUUUGGCUUCAACAAAGGAAUGCAUUGUGUAUGAAGGACUGAAAGGACAAAAAAGUGGUUGUCUGGUAAAAUCAAAAUCAGAAGAAAAUUGUAGUCCACCAUCCCUUAAAACAGAAGUCAAGGAGUCAACUGUUGCAUCAAAUGAUGAAUGCAUUGCGUAUGAAGGACUGGCAGGACAAAAGAGUGCCUUUUUGGUACAAUCAGAACAGGGACACAAUUGUAGUCCGCCAUCUGUUGAACUAAAAGACAAGAAGCCAAAUGUUGCUCUACCGGAGACAUGCAUUGCAGAAGAAGGACUGACCGGACAAAAAAGAGACUUUAUUGUAAAAUCAGAACUGGUAGAAAACCGUAGUCCACCAUCUCUUAAAACAGAAGUCAAGGAGUCAACUGUUGCAUCAAAUGAUGAAUGCAUUGCGUAUGAAGGACUGGCAGGACAAAAGAGUGCCUUUUUGGUACAAUCAGAACAGGGACACAAUUGUAGUCCGCCAUCUGUUGAACUAAAAGACAAGAAGUCAAAUGUUGCUCUACCGGAGACAUGCAUUGCAGAAGAAGGACUGGCAGGACAAAAAAGAGACUUUAUUGUCAAAUCAGAACUGGUAGAAAACCGUAGUCCACCAUCUCUUAAAACAAAAGUCAAGGAGUCAACUGUUGCAUCAAAUGAUGAAUGCAUUGCGUAUGAAGGACUGGAAGGACAAAAGAGUGCCUUUUUGGUAAAAUCAGAACAGGGACACAAUUGUAGCCCGCCAUCUGUUGAACUAAAAGACAAGAAGCCAAAUGUUGCUCUACCGGAGACAUGCAUUGCAGAAGAAGGACUGACCGGACAAAAAAGAGACUUUAUUGUAAAAUCAGAACUGGUAGAAAACCGUAGUCCACCAUCAAUUAAAACAGAAGUCAAGGAGUCCACUGUUGCAUCAAAUGAUGAAUGCAUUGCGUAUGAAGGACUGGCAGGACAAAAGAGUGCCUUUUUGGUACAAUCAGAACAGGGACACAAUUGUAGUCCGCCAUCUGUUGAACUAAAAGACAAGAAGGCAAAUGUUGCUCUACCGGAGACAUGCAUUGCAGAAGAAGGACUGGCAGGACAAAAAAGAGACUUUAUUGUAAAAUCAGAACUUGUAGAAAACCGUAGUCGACCAUCUCUUAAAACAGAACUCAAGGAGCCAACUGUUGCUUCAGCAGAGGACUGCAUUGCAGAUAAAGGACUGACAGGACCAAAAAGUGACAGUAUGGUCAAAUCCGUGACUAAGACAGUGCCUGAAAUUCAGGGGUCAGCUGAGAGGGAGAUAACCAAGAUUCAACCGAAUAAGCAGAAAAAUGAAAAAACAAAGAAAAUUAGAGUACCCAAGUCCCAAUCUCUCAAGCAAUGCAGAAAACCAUUUCCAAAGAAAACGGCGUUUUCCAAGCACAAGCUAAAAUCUGGUAACAUUAGUACUGGUUCUGAUGAUUCUGUGCUUUUCGUUCCAGAUAUUGUGGUUAAAAUGAACUGGCCACAAAAGAAAAAACUACCUGGUAUAUCUGCAAACAAACGCUGUAGUGGCGAGAGUCAGAACUGCAGUAAGGUGAAAAAAUUCAAAGAACACAGACAAGAAAGACGAGAUAAUCCUGACAGAACCUCAACGACCCAUAGAGAAAACCUACAGAAAGUGACAGAGAAAGUGUCUGAUCAAUCAAAUGACAUACCAUCCCAGCAGUCAGAAAAUAAACCGGAGCUGCAUGGUAUUCUGUCAGUGAAUAAAAUAAAAAGAACCGAGCCAAAGAAAGUGAGAUUUGACUUGUAUGGGUCCAAAACAGAAAAACAGUACUAUGCCCCAGAACGGCGUUUUUCAGCUCCUGCUACAUUAACGGUCUCUGAUUGCAAAGACAAUACCGAUAUGCUUUCUGCUAAACAAAAAGUUCUCAACCAGUGGAGUAGCACCUUUAUACCUAAAACAAAGAAGACUUUUCAUCCCAGGUCACCACAGGAAAAAAAAACACAGAAACCUCAGGACCUCUUAAAGUCAAAUAUGAGUGCAUUAAAAAGCCAUUUGACUCACAGAGCCAAGCUAUUAUCUAGUAGUGACAGAGAGAGAAGUCACUUUAGAAAACAAGUUUUUCAUCAAAAGCUUAGGAAAACACUAAGCAGCUAACCUGUGUCGAAGUUGCUUAAUUGUUGCUUUUAUUGUUUACUUAAAUAUGUUUACACAUAAUAGCUG